Messenger RNA from Elaeis guineensis (African oil palm), 660 nucleotides. Its product is annotated as arabinogalactan protein 13. NCBI's taxonomy places the organism in Eukaryota, Viridiplantae, Streptophyta, Magnoliopsida, Arecales, Arecaceae. The record is from RefSeq and is a predicted model, not a curated record.
ACUUCUCUCCCCGGGCAGCCCGGUCAGCCUGCCCGAAACACCUCCCCACCUUUCCCUCUAUAAAUCCCCUCCACUCUCUCGUAGCUCUCUACGGAAUUCUUGCAAACAUCUAGCGAUCCCCAUUACUCUCCCUGUUCGCUUUGUCAAUUCUUCUUCUCCGAUCCCAAUGGAGGCUGGUCUGAAGCUGAGGUUCUUCGCCGUGGCCAUGCUGGCCGUCGUGAUGGCCUCCUCCCUCGUGGAGAAGGCGGCCGCCGCCGACGCCCCAGCCCCCAGCCCCACCUCCGGCGCCUCCGUCGCCGCCCCCGCCGCCGCCCUCGCCUCCCUCGCCACCCUCGCCUUCGGUUACCUCUUCUGUUGAACGAAGAGAGCGUCGUCUUCGGAUGCAGAUGCCUCUCUUCUGCUGUAAUUUGUUCAUCUAAUUUUGUUUCGUGACGGUUGGUUGGGUUUCAUUUCGGGGUGGUGUGGUUGGGUGGAGAAGGACGAUUGAUCCGGUGAGGGAUGUAAUGUACGUGUGUGGGUGUUUGUAUAUGUAUAUGUAUGUAUGUGGUGGCUCUGUGCAUUGUAUCAUGGUGUGGAUGGUUAUGUGAUUUAUUUCAUUCAUUUGAGUUAGAGAAAUAAAACGGUGUAUUUUGCUAGCAUUGUUGUUGGCGUGAUCAAAAA